Paramecium sonneborni is the source of this 438-nucleotide messenger RNA. The record is from the annotation of a GenBank genome assembly. NCBI's taxonomy places the organism in Eukaryota, Ciliophora, Oligohymenophorea, Peniculida, Parameciidae.
AUGAAUCAAUUAAUAGGAUUGGAUUAUAUAUCCUAACAUUCCUCAAGAGUAAAGGAGAGAUAGAUUAGAAGCUAUACAAUUAAUAUAAGAUCACACUAAAGCCCUAAAAAUUCAUAAGAAAAAAGACUUUCAACAAUUAUUUAACCUCCUAAUAGUUUCAGAUAAAUAAAUUCUGAUUUGAAAAAUUACAAUCACAAUUGCUUUUAAAAAAGUACAUAGACUAAUAAGUAGCUGAGAAUAUAACAUAAAAAAUAUUAUUAAUAAUAAUAUUAUGAUAAAACUUCUAAAUAAAUAUUAGAUUAAUAACAAAAAGUAUAUAGACCAUUUAUUGAUAUUUCCUAAAUAACAUAAAUUUCAUAACCCUUACCAAUUAUCAUUUACAAAAAAAAUGAACUAAUUAAAUUUAAAUCUCAAAGACCUUAAUUUACUUUAAACUGA